AUGUCGGAGCUUCAUGAUGAUCUCCGGCUUUCGUGGUACAUGCCAAAGUGCCGGACAUGCGAGUUGAAGGGUCAGAUGUGUGCAUUGGAGACUCAUUCUGAUGCUAAAGACAACAUUAUAUGCUCGAAUAUUCCUAAUCAAGAUAUGGUUGGAAAAUUGCCACUUACCACUUUCAUAGCAGUGAUAUUGGUGAUAUGCUCACCAACAAUCAUAUGCGUAGUGGGCUCACUCAUUAUCUGGAUCCGAUCUUGUUAUAGAAACAGAAGAUCCAAUCAUAGAUUGCAAAACGAAUCAGUGGCCACUCAUGGGCCUGAUCUUGUGGACGAAUUGGGCCUUGCAGAACUUAACAUAGAGUUUGCAAGGCAAGUAGUUCGAUUGGGCCUAAAUGAGGAAGCCAGCCCAGAAUAUCGGCCCACAAUACUUAUAAGUGAGUUACAAGAAGUGGGCCAAAACCCAAACAGUGAGAACGAGACUGCAUGUGCAAUAUGCAUGGUAGAUUAUCGUAGGAAGGACAGAAUUGGAACUUUACCUGCAUGUGGACAUUAUUUUCAUGCAAAUUGUAUUAAUAAAUGGCUUGUUUCUCGAGGUAGGUUUGGGAAAACUUGUCCAAUUUGUAGGACUCCUGUUGAUUCACCAUGA
This is a messenger RNA of Beta vulgaris subsp. vulgaris (sugar beet), 639 nucleotides long. Its product is annotated as RING-H2 finger protein ATL8-like. The record is from RefSeq and is a predicted model, not a curated record. The coding region runs from base 1 to 639 and encodes 212 amino acids. The transcript is spliced from 2 exons. Lineage: Eukaryota; Viridiplantae; Streptophyta; Magnoliopsida; Caryophyllales; Amaranthaceae.